Helicoverpa zea (corn earworm) is the source of this 4004-nucleotide messenger RNA. RefSeq names its product telomere length regulation protein TEL2 homolog. The transcript has a single exon. The record is from RefSeq and is a predicted model, not a curated record. Gene Ontology annotation, molecular function: Hsp90 protein binding; telomeric repeat DNA binding. The coding region runs from base 1004 to 3787 and encodes 927 amino acids. Lineage: Eukaryota; Metazoa; Arthropoda; Insecta; Lepidoptera; Noctuidae. Gene Ontology annotation, biological process: protein stabilization; telomere maintenance via telomerase. Gene Ontology annotation, cellular component: cytosol.
AUUUGUUUGUCUAUCCGUCCGCCCGCGCUUAAUCUCAGUGUCCGUUAACACUAGAGAGCUAACAGUAUGUAUAUAAAUCACGCCGAAAAAGUGCAAAAAAAUUAGGGUACUCCGAUACGCAAAGUGGGGCGUGAUAUGUUUUUUUCAUUCCAUACGUGUGAUAUAUUGUUGGAUAGAUAUUAAAAAAUAAAUAGGAGUUAGCUAAAAUCAUUUUUCCAUAAUAGUAAUAUUUUCGCUCCUAAAGUUUAAAACAACCUCCUUAAACUUAUAACCAUAAGUUUAAAAAUAUGAAAACAAAUCGAAUGGAGGACUAUGUAGACUCUUGAGGAAAAUUAUUUUAAACUCAUUCGUUGAACAGUUUUUGAAAAAUUGAACAAAAUUAAUUCUGAAAACUUAGUUACAUAUUUUAUAAUAUUUAACGUUUAUUAAAUAAAAAAAAGAAUUCUUAAAAUCGGUUACACAAUCCAAAAUGACCACCGGAACCCGACAUACGUAACCCACCCAGUUGAUCCUCCGAUUAGGAAUAGGCUAUACUCGUCCAACUACGGAACCCUCUACUGAGUUAUAGUAUAAGUUUAGUUGAUAAAUAUUAGUUCAUCCUACAUUUUUUCUAAACCUGCAGAGUUUUGCCAGUCGGUGUAAUGUUUAUGUAAAAAAAAUUAAGUGACAUUAUAUUAUUUGAUAGUAUGUAUGUUUCUAAACUAUUGGAAUGUGAAAGUUACUGUGUGCAUAAUGUGUGUUGUAACUUAUGACUGAUGUUUAUUGUUUUAGUUGGUUGUUUUAUUAUUUUGAUUAUGAAAGAUGCGUUUUAUUAGUUACGUGGCUUAUUAUAAUUUUUAUUUGGCACGUUUUUCGUUUACAAAAUGUGUUUACCGUUUCGACUCGGAGCGCGAUUUUUUUAUCGAAAAUUGAAUACAUGUCACUUGACAUGGGUGAUCCAACGAUGUACCGGGUUUAAAACAAUGUUAUUUUACUGUGUUUUAUUUGAACGAUACGAAAGUGCAUGUGUGACCGUCGAACGAACCAAACAGUUUUGGACACUUUCAGGAUUUUUUUCGUUGCAGGCGAGUUGUUUGGUACCGCGUGCCAGCGGGCGCUGCGCCGCGCCGCCCUGCACGUGCAGGCCGCGGGCCGCGUGCGCAGCGCCGCCGAGCUGGCGGCCCUGCAGGCGGCGCUGGCGGGGGCCCGCGAGGCGCUGCCGGGCCCCGUCACGCUGCAGCGCCUCACCCGCGCCGACCCGCCCGCGCUCGCCGGCCGCGAGCUCGACGCCUACGCCGACCUGCUCACUGCCCUGGCUCGCUGCCUGCUGCCGCAGUGGCCGCUGUGCCGCCAGCAGAUACAGGACCUCUUCACCCUUGACGAGGGUGCGCACAACGCGAGGGAAGCCCUCUCCAUACUCUGCAGCUUCCUCAAGCACGAGACCGACACGACCGCCGUCAAGGCCCUGUCCGACAUACUGGUCGCGUACAUCAAGAGUGACGUCAUCUUCACCGCCAUAGUGGACUGCUGCACCCCCGACUCCGAAGACACUGACGCCAGCGACCGCGACGACGCCUGGGAGCAUUACGUGCAACUGCUCGUAACACUGCCCCAGAGAGUCGCCAAUAGAUUAGAGAUCAAUACCCCCAAGGCAUUCUCCCAUGAAAACUUUGCUUACUAUUUGAUAUUCCACGUAAUAAGAGCGAUAGAUUUCAUGUCCCAGAGCAGUUUCCAAGAAAGCACGCAGUAUAAAAUAAAGGGGCUGUCCCACUUUGUAUCAAAGAUUAUCACAAACUUUUACAUGGGCGGCGACUCGCCCGUCAUAGCCAGCUUCGUAGACAUACUGUCUGCGUGGACCGAGACUUCCGAACAAAACCGAUACGUCAAGCGCAAACUCAUACAAACAUUACUCAAACAUUUAUCCCGACAAGCGAUAGAAUACCUGAGCAUAAUGCUACUCAAGCAAUGUCCUAUACACUAUAAAGCUGAUCAACAGAUAAUCUACAAUGUUAUCGGUGAUAACUUCGAUACGAACAAUGAUUGGAAGGAAAUACUCAGUUUCAAAAUACCUUUUUACGUAAAACCAAAAGACUACAAAGAUACGACGAUACAGGAGAACUUGUUGUACUAUCUGUCGUACACGAAGAACUCCGAGGGGAACAUGAACGAGUUGAUCCUGAAGCUCGCCACGGUAUGGGCGGACGUCAGGCUCAUCAACACUUCCAACUUAAUGGAACACAUCUACAUCUCCCAGCUACUCAUCCUAGCAGUCCGGUACAGGGUCACCAUGUCUCUCUGGAGUAAGUCAGCUUGGAAGACUUCAGAACUCAAGAAUAUAUUGCUGCGAGGCAUGGGCAAACACCUCGACGUGCUGUCCCCAGAGUUCCGCUGUGUGGGCACUGCCACCAUAGAGAUAAUACUCAAGAUAAUGGCUGAACUAGAAACAGAUAAGAAACCAGAACUCAAAUUCCAGUACGACGAUAUGGGAGACUCGUGCAAACAAAUAUAUCAGAACCUAAAAGAUUUGUCGCACCGUUGUCUUAUAGACCACAGACGCAAGGGACCGGACAACUACGUGCCUCGACAGAUCAAUUUAAAACAAUCGCUGGAUUAUAUCGCGAGCAGAUUCGCUAAGGACGAAAACUGUAGAGCGCAUAAUACUAUAGUCUCUUGUGCAGUCAAGGGUCCUGAACAAACUAAGGAAAUAGUAAAAACUAUUAUAUCUGUUAAACUAGAUGCGUUAGACGGCAAACAAGAAAAUCUGGAUUCCGAUGACGAUCUAGUACCUUAUGACAUGAGUAAUGAUAUUUCUGCCAGUGCUAAGAAACAUCCCAAAUAUCUGAGAGAUGUACUAGAGAUCAUCGUUGAAGCGUCAGAUGCGGAACUAUUUGAGUGCAGCGUUGAAGUGGCCGAGGAAGUGGUCACCAAACAACUGAGGGACGAAGAUCCGAAGGUUGUAACCGAGAUACUAGACGUGUUCGUGCAUCUCGAGCCUAAAUACCACAUAGAUGAUUUCGACAAUAUAAAGUUCAAAACGUGUGUAGCGAUUGUAUGUCAACGACCUGCAGUAGCGGCGCCACAUCUCUGUAAGGAAAUACAUACGGACAUAGGACGAUACUCCAUCGCAACCAAAAUAUUCAUGUUAGACGUAUUAUGUGAAGCUGUCAAUAGGAUAUCCGGAGUGUACUCGCACAAAAAACUAAUUCCACUUAAAACUGAAGAAAUUAUCUGCGAGCCCCAAAAAGAAGUGCCGCCCGAAGAGAUCAUAAGGCGAAGACUUAUUAAUAAAACUAGGUAUUUCCACACGAAAAAACCACAUCCCUUUUCUAAAGCCAAGAGGAAUAUGUUUGCGGCUGUUGCUGACAAUAUCUUCUAUCCAUUAGUGGGGGGUUUUGGAUACAAUCAGCUGACGCUUAGCCAACACAACCUCAAGCAAGAUGUGGACAACAUACUGUUAUUAAAAUACCUGUCAGUCGUCGGCAAUGUGGUGCUAGCAACGAAGAACUGUCCCAAAGUGACUACAUACUGUUGGGAGGUUGUUAAGAUAGUGCUAUACAUGCGAUAUACCCCGGAGCCGACGAUACAGACGAGUGUCAUGUCCCUGCUCGCGUCUGUGAUCCUCGUGGUGCCGUCGAGUAUACUGAAAGUGGAGUUCUUCGAUGUGAUGAUGGAGCUGAGGUCGUGGCUGAUCGACUGCCUCAAGAAUGUCGACCUGACCAUGAGGCUCGGCGGUCCCAAGUCUGAAUCGGCGAUAUUCGCCGGACAAGUCUUAGCGUUACUCGAGAAAAACUUAGGAGACAUUGAGUAAUACUAUCGUAUUAUAACAAUGUCUUAACUGAUAGUUUUGUAAGUGAAAUGUUGUGGAAGUUCAAUUCUGAAUGUAAGCGAUAGUGGCCAGGCCAUCUGAGAUUCCAUGUAAUUCUGAUAGGUUUAAGUUUUGAUGCUAAUUGAUUACAACAUUGUAGUGAUUCCUAUGAUCUAUGUGUCUGUAUACCCACCGUCAAUACAUUACUUAAUGUCAACAA